AUGGUUCUCCGACGUAGUAGGUCGUCGUCCUCGAACGUCCGAUACGUCGAGUCCGACGAUGACGACGACGACGACGACGCUUUUGCGCCUUCUUCUGCGACGAAAGCGCCGGGCAAAGGAGCGCAUCCCAAGGCGUCGUCGACUGGCGCGAAGGGCAAGGUCAAGUCGCGUCGCGCUAUGGACGACGAUGACAGUGAUUUUGUCAUUGAGGGUGUCGACGCGGAGGAACAGGAUGAUGAUGAUUUCAUGAUGGAUGAGGAUCUGCGGGAUGACGAGGAGGGGGAUGGAGCGUCGAGCGUCGAAGAGGACUUUCAGGAGGAUGAUCUGGUCGUCGUCGAGGUGAGUUGCCGUCGAAUUCACGCGACAGAAGGGGUUAUUGCACGCCCGGGAAAACUCCUUGAAGAGGAAUUGAUGGCUGAUCUCUCGUGCGUUUGCUCUAACACAGAAGGGUGCAAGAGGAUCGAAAGCGGCUGGCGGUCGCAAGGGUGCCAGCGGCAAGACGUCGCAAAACGUUUACUCUCGCGGCAAGUCGGCACUCAAAGGCGAGGACGGCACCAAAGGCGCUUCGCUCGACGAGUCAUUGCCGCCGAUGAGCGACUUGAGCGAAAUCUUCUCCGACCUCGUCGGCAAGGUCAAGGAUGAGCUUGGUCAAGUCUGCGAUCAGCUCGGCAAUCGCAAGCUUCGCGUCGGAACCAUGUGCAGGUUCGUACGACUUGUGGGGCGCAGAAGGGUAGCAUAAUCGCGAUCGGAUGUUGCCCCAAAGUACAUCAUCUUCUCGAUCGGAAAAGUAUACUGAUAAAUCCCACUGUGUUCUUUCCAUAGUGGUACUGAAAGUCCCCUGCUUGCUCUUGGCCUGAUUUCCGAGUCACUCGAAGAAUUGACCGGUCGCAAACUUCAAGUCGAGCACAUCUUCUCCUGCGAGAUCGAGCCGUUCAAACAGGUCAGUCCAAUGGCUUUCGGAAUGAAAGCGCGGGAACACGAUGCUGAUACCAAACCGAGCAGGCCUACAUCGAGCGCAACUUUUCGCCGCCCUUGCUGUUCCGAGACGUGACCGAGCUAGGCGGAGAACAAGCCAAGACGGCCUACGGAAGUAUCGCCGACAUCCCGGGCCACAUCGACAUGCUCGUCGCCGGCACGUCAUGCGUCGACUACUCGCCGCUGAACACGAAGCAAAAGACGAUCGACGACCAAGGCGAGUCCGGACGCACGUUUUUUGGCAUGCUUGAUUACGUCGAGAAGCAUCAGCCGCCGAUCGUCAUCCUCGAGAACGUCUCCAACGCGCCGUGGGACGAGGUCGUAAAAAAGUUCCACAGUAUCAAGUACCAUGCCGUUUAUGUCCGACUUGACACGAAGCAUUACUACAUUCCUCAUACUCGCUCUCGUGCGUACCUCAUCGCCGUGCCCAGGUCCUCUGGGGUCGACGUCGUGGAGAAGUGGGCGACGAUGAUGAAGAAGUUUGUGCGACCAUGCUCGUCGCCGCUCGAGGCGUUCUUGUUGCCAACCGAUGAUCCUCGCAUCCAUCGAGCGAGGCAGGAUCUGUCCAAGAUCGCCAUGACCAAAGAUGGUGUCAAACGAGCCCCGACGGAUUGGAUUCGCUGCGAGGGUCGCCAUGCCCAGGCACGAGAGCAAGAGUUCCUCGGCCUGCAGCGUCCUCUGACGGCAUGGAAGGACAACGGCGGUGCACCAACGAUGCCCGAUGGCGCAUGGAAUGACUGGGCCUCGGCGCAAACGGAACGUGUGUGGGAUCUGAUGGACAUCUCGUACAUGCGGCUGGCGCUCGAGAACACCGACGUAUCGUACAAGUCGGCGCUGUGGAACCUGUCGCAGAACGUCGAUCGGCAAACGUCGAAUCCCAUCCUCGGCAUCUCAUCAUGCUUGACGCCCAACAUGAUCGCCUACCUCGCGAGUCGCGGCGGACCCAUUAUCGGUCUUGAAGCGUUGGCCUUGCAGGGCUUGCCCAUCAACAAAUUGCUGCUGACCCGCGAGAACACGGAUCAGCUCGCCGAUCUGGCCGGCAACGCCAUGUCGUCCACUGUCGUCGGCUCGGCAAUCCUAGCCGCGUUAUUGGUCGCUCGCAAGACACUCGGUUCGAAUCAUCCCGAGUCCAACGGAGACGCGCCCGCCGGGGAGGAAACGAAACGGGUUAAAUCGGUCGAUAUUGAGGGGCGCAUCCGCGGUGAGGAGCGCCUUCUGCCUCACCCCGUCGAUCUCGCGGCCUUCAAUCCCCUGACCGACGGCUUCCUCGAAAGGGCCGCGCAAACGGCGCGCAAGUGUCUCUGCGAGGGCCGCACGAGCAACACGCCCGAUGACGUCGCCAUCAUGGUGUGCGACGCUUGUGGGCACUCAACCUGUGCGAAGCAUGUCGCUCGACCUGAUCAUCGCUACCGGGUCGAGACGGGGAAGCGCGCCAGUCCCGACUCGUUCAUUGCCGAGCUCAAGGGAUUGUUGCCCAUGCGCUUUACCCUCGCUGGCUUUGAUCUCAAGUCUCUGCAAGACAGAGUCGCCGACCUUCUGGCAGGGGGUGUUCCUCUCGAAGAGUCGCAGUCGGCUUACUACGAGCGCAUCGCCGCGGCCAUCGAUGGGGUCGAGUUCCACUUUUCCGAGUUCGUUCGUCGUCGAGAAUGGUUCGUCACGUUCGCUGCCGAGGAUGCAACGCUGGAAUUGCACAUCUCUGCGCAUGGCUGCGAAUGGCUACUCCGCGUUGCCUGCGAGCGCACGCUGGCCGUCAACGAUCCGUUGCGCAAAUUACUCGAGGUGCCGAUUGCGCGGAACCAAGUCUCCCCCACGGCACAGAACCUACUGGAUGGUCAGUGGGAACUCGCAGCUGUGAUCGAUGGAGCUGGAAAGGGGAAGCAGGCCUUCAGCAUCGACAUCGAGGUCGUAGGCGACAUGGUCCCUUCCUGGCGAGCGCGCAUGGGACUCGUCGACUUCCUUGGCGAGAAGAACCAGGACGGAGUCGAGAUUGCACCCUCGGAGAAGAGACCCCAUCGCAUGCGGGUCAAGAUGUCAGACACCAUCACUCCAUUGGUAGACCGAUCGCUCGACGGUCUCUACGAACUCGAGGCCGAGUGUGGCACGGCAUGCCAGUCCUUGUAUCGUCGCAUCGAGCCCAUCGAGUCGAAGCCAUUGUACUUCUUCUUCGACCCGACGCGUUUCGGAACGGCCGACAUUGAUUGCUUCGUGUUUUCCGACGAUUGCGAACGGCUCGAAUACGGCGAGCACCGCAACAAGCUCGCCACGCUCGCGCCUUCGUGGCGCUUGCCUGGCACGUUCCCUACGGUUUCUCAACAAUCACAGAUCCGAGUGGCCAAAGCUGAAGCCCUCGCGAGUUCUGGAACCAUCGCCGUCUCGCUUCCGACUAUGUGGACACCUCUGCCUGGAUCCCACAUCGUUCACGAGAAGAUAGACCGUGCAGAUGCGACCUUUUCGACUUUGUCGACGACAUUCGAGUUGACCGCCGAUGCGGUGGCGUGCUCGUUCGCUGACAAUCUUCUGGUCGCCCGAGUCGAGCAAGCACCGCCGGCGAGGAAGCUCAAAUGGGCAACGGAAGAGUGGCACGAGGUCGAUCUGCACCAUGAGGGACCCGAGGUGUUCUCCAAGAUCUCGUGGAUGCUCACCAAGAUCCCGGCAUGGGAUGCCCUGCGAGAGUGGCAACACAUUGCCGGAGAGGUGAGCUCAGGUUGCAACUCACGGGAUUGUUGUCUGCGCAGUCGGUGAUUGACAAGUUCUUACACCACCUACAGCUCGAAAUGGACUGCCAAGCCUGCUGCCCUCCAGCUCCCAUGAUUCAUUGGGUCAAGCGCUCCGAGCAAAAGGCCAAGAUGCUUCAAGUGUCGAUCGUCGCAGUCGAGGACGGUCAACAAGCGGCCCAGUUCGAGCGAGCCCUCAAGGCGAGACCCUCGCCUUUGCUCGUCCACACUCGUCAGACAGCAACGCAUUUCGAGUUCCGCAUCGGACUCAACGCCGCCACGCUCGCGCAUCGUGCUCUCGGGACUUUGCCCGUCAAUCGCUUGCAUACCUACGAGAUGAGCGAGCCGACCGUAAUUUGGCGUCUAAAGUCGUCGAACGGCGUCGAGCUCGGCUACGGCAAAGACGGCGAGCCGACCGAGUUCUCUAUCCCUUCCAACGACGCUGACGUGAUGGCCGAUCAACCCCCUCAUUUUAAGGUCUUCCAACUCCGCAACGAGCAACGUCGAUCUUUGCAAUGGAUGAUCGAGCAAGAGGCCAACCCUCGUCCCUGGGUCGAGGAAGAAGUUGCCGAAGCGAUCCUGCCCCAACUUGGCUGGCAGGCCGAGGCCAAGGCUUCGCGCGAAGUGACGGUCCGAGGUGGUGUCUUGGCCGACGCGGUUGGCUACGGCAAGACGGCCAUCACGAUCGCCUUGAUAUCCGCUCGUUUAGGACAGACUGAGCUGCCGGUCGAAACGGAUCGAAUUGCCGUCAAGGCGACGCUCAUCGUCGUUCCUGCUCAUUUGACCUCUCAAUGGCCGUCCGAGAUUGAAAAGUUCACCCAGGGCGCCAACCAAAACUUCGAGCUGCUCACCGUGAAGGAUCUCAAUGAUCUGCGCCGCAAGACGAUCGAAGACUUCCGCAAAGCCGACAUCAUUCUCGUCGCCGAGACCGUGUUCAACUCUCCUCUCUACUGGCCUCAGCUGUGAGUGACGAUCACCGGAGAAGGUUGCUAAACUCAUCUUGGAUCACUGAUGCCGUCUUGGGUCGCGAAUUCAGUGGGGACUGGAGUGCCAGUGAACGAGGCGUCAAAUACGACAAGAACGCAGGUCGAUACUUCCGCACCUGCGUCAACCAAACCGUCGCUGCUCUGCCCGCCCAAGUCGAAAAGUUGCUCAAUAACGACGCCAAGGGCGUCUUCGACUCCAUCAAAGCCGCGCGGAAGGCACGUGACCAGAUCAAGGAUCUCGUCGAUGAGCCUUCGAAGCGUCUAAAAGGACAGGCCGCUAUCUUUGCCAAAGAAGCGGCCGAGUUCCUCGAAAAGCGGGAUGGCAAGAAGCCUGAGGCUAAGCAGGAGCUCAAAGUCAAGAAAGAUCUGGAGAAGAAGGUCGAAGCCGAUCCGUGGAACCUUGGCUCGAAGGACACGCAGAAAGAUUGGGAACAGAUGACUUCGCCUCCGUUGUCAAUCUUUUCGUAUGAGCGUAUCGUCAUUGAUGAGUUCACUUACACUGACGGGCCUCAGCUCGCUGCCGUUCAUGCGAUCCGUGCUCGAUCGCGAUGGAUCCUGUCGGGGACACCUCCGUUGGAGACUUUUGCUCAGGUCAAGACGUCAGUACAUUUGCCCGGCUCUCGCCUCAGUAUGUCCUUACUUACGUGCUACUUGUUUGCUCUACCACAGCAUCGCCAACCUCCUCCACGUUCAUCUCGGAGUCGACGACGAAAGCGAGUUCCAAGGCGGAUCCAACGGCGCGCGAUACAAGGAAAAAACCGCGGCCGAACAAUUCCAUUCCUUCCGAGACGUGCACACUGUCGGGUGGCACAAGAAUCGUGAUCGGAUCGCGCAGAAAUUCCUCGAUCAAUUCGCUCGUCAGAAUUGGGCCGACACAACAACGAUCUCGUAUUCGGAUAGCAUUAAGAUGAUUGACUUGCCGGCGGCGGAGAUGGCUAUCUACCGAGAACUCGAGCAUCAUUUGCUCGCUUUGUCGAACGAUCUGUAAGGCAUUGAUUGCUCCUGAUCUCGGUCGUUCGUGGAUGAAGGCACUAACUCCCGGUGCGACUUGCUCGAUGCAGUGGCAAGAUCCAGCGUAUCAAGAAGGAGAAGCGUGGUGAUCGAGAAGUUCGCUUGUCGGAGGCACUCGGCAACAGCAAAUCGCCUGAAGAAGUGAGCUGUCCCCGUCAACUCCGAGCCAUUGCUCGGUGCGCUUUUUUGACUCAGAGUUAUCUUACCGAACCAGGCCUUACUCAAGCGCUGCUCGCAUUUCUCAAUGGACAUCGAGGAAUACGACGACUCCGUCAAACACAUUGGUGCACUACACGUCUGCGAGCGAAUUCUGGCCAAACGUGUCGCCCAACUCACGUCGUGCGAGGACCAGUUCUUGCAACUCGUCAAUACCUGUGCGGCACAACAACGUUGGCUUGACAAGCAUGGGUAUUAUAAGGGUUCUUUCGGCACCAAGGGGUCAGAGCCUCAGCACUUCAAGAUGUUCCUCCAGACGGUGAACAGAAAUGAUACAUCGAAGUAUUAGCUUUGUGAAACUCUGCUGACAUGUCGUUUGUUUGUCGUUUGUACCAGGUCUUUGGCAAAUCCCAAGACGAGGAAGGCUCCGAAGCCAUCAAGACCUUCUGCAAAAUGGUUGGCUGUUCCGAGUCCGGCGAGAUCAGCAAAAUCGCCCCCGAAGGAGCUCCUGAACCAACGGACAUGGGUGCCUUCCUCACCAAGAACGGUCAAACAUGGGACGAUGAGAAGAACCGUGCUAUCGCAGGCAAAAAGAUUCCCGAGGAGGAUUACCGCAAGUCAAAGACCUGGAUCUUACGUCAGAACGUCUCGGCUGUCGAACGUCUGCGAAAGGAAGUCAUCGGACGCUAUCGCUCGCGUCGCUACUUUCAAUGUGUGCGGAACGUUCAGCGCUCCAAAGACAACUCGUACGAAGGAAUCACCUUGCUUUCGUGCUGUGGUCAUUCGGGCCCGAGCGACGAAAUUGAACGUCUCGUCAUCAAUCAAGCUCAACCGCAGUGCAUCGAACCUAAAUGCGAUGCUCGCGUAAGCAGGAACAACUUCGUUCGUGCCGAAACCCUCGGCGUCGAUCGCUCAAGCGGGACCUUCGGAGUCAAGCUCGAGACGUUGGUCAGGCUCAUCUUGGAGAAGGUGGCCCAGGACGAUCGGGUGCUGGUCUUUGUGCAGUUCGAAGAUUUGUUCGCCAAAACAAGGGAGGCGCUUGAGGCUUAUGGGAUCAAGACGGCUGUUGUAGAGGGUACAGCCAAGCAGAAGGGCACGACGUUGCACAAUUUCCAGGACCCCGACAAUCGUAGCCAUCGGGUGCUGUUGCUGCAGGUGACGGACAAGUCGGCAUCCGGUUAGUGUCUCAUGUCAAUAUGUUUUCGGCAACAGUGGACUAACAUGGCCAUUGUCGUGCGGCAUAGGUGCGAAUUUGACCGUGGCGAACUGGGCGUUCUUCGUCUCGCCGUUGCACACCGACACUACGCAAGAGUACAAAGCCUUCGAAACGCAAGCGAUCGGCCGUAUUCGUCGGUGAGUCACUGUCGCCCCAUGAUUGUUGCUCGAGUAGCUCUCUGAGGUUGGCUCUGCUCCCCUUGCACAGCUACGGUCAAACCAAAGCCGUCAGCAUCUUCCGCUUGUUGACUCGCUCCACGAUCGAUGUGGAGACUUUCGAGCAACGUACCGGCAAGAUCGUCGAAGAACUCAUGGCCGAGCAAGAGCCGCUCGAGUUGAGCGAUGUCGCUCACCCCAAGACCCAGGAGUUCGAAGAGAUGGUCGCUGAAGUGAGUGAUCGAUCAAAAUGUUGCUCGUGGACCCGAGCUUACCUUCAUCCUGCGCUUUGCCUGAGCAGAGGAGUCGUGGCGGUGGAAAUUGUGCCAUCGCUCCCCUCGUGACCAAACAAGUCAAGAAAGCCAGGCCCGUCGCCGCGCCCAAGAAGUCACGAAGCUCCACGAACAGCAAGGGCAAAGGCAAAGCGCGACGAAACAGUUUCAGCGAAGACGACCUAUCCGACCUAUCCGACCUACCGGCCAUCGUGCUCUCGGAUGAUGACGUACCCGACGUCGAUAGUGAAGCCGACCAAGCCGAUCUUGAGAGCUUGUUGGUUGGGACUAGUAGGCCGUCGAGCUUGAAGAAGAGGACUACGGCUUCGUCGGUGACGCGACGACGAUCGACGGUCGCUUGGUCUGAUCAAGUUGUCGAUGAUGAGGAUGACGUAGAUGACGAUGAGGAACCUAUCUCGUUGAGCAGUAGUGUGAGUUUGAAUUUGCUCCAGUCUAAACCUUCUUUCGUCCUGAUCCGAAGUCUUGACUCGGUUCCGCAGCGACGGAGUAGCGGCAGACUUCGUCGGCCGGCCAUCAAAAGCCGAGCAUCGAUCACUCUGUUGGAUGGCGAGAAUGACACCAUGGAUGAAGAUGAGCCCGAGGCCCGACCGCCUAUGGUCGAUUCGCCUGCUACGGCCAAAGUUCCCGUGGCCAAGUCCAAAGUUCCUGCCAAGCGACCUCGCGGAUCCGACGCCGCCAGCAGCAGUUCAUCACCGGCGACAGAGGCCUCCGCACCGAGGGCCACUCGAAGCACUCUGGACAAGACAACACCUUCUCGACCAACGAAGAGGCGACAGACGUUCGAGCUCGUAGUUCCCUUCCGCAGACUGCCGUCGUCGCCGGUCAAGAGUCAAGACGCUGCGCGCCUUACAUCGUCCCCCAUCAAGUCAUCCAGUGCUCUUGUUCAAACCUUGAGCGUUAACCUACUCCAAGCUCCUGCGAUGCUGAAAAGGCCAUCAACCUCAGGGACCCCCGAAACGGCGACUUCGGUGGCUUCGGCUCCCGAAUCGCCGGAAGAGAUGGCCGAAGCCGAGGCGCUUGACAAGAUCGUCGCUGAGCGUCAGGGGUUGAGGACGGAUUCUUCGAUGACCGAAGGGGAAGCGGAGCUGUGGAAGGGCAUGUAG
Messenger RNA from Microbotryum saponariae, 8609 nucleotides. The record is from the annotation of a GenBank genome assembly. NCBI's taxonomy places the organism in Eukaryota, Fungi, Basidiomycota, Microbotryomycetes, Microbotryales, Microbotryaceae.